Molecule: messenger RNA, 708 nt
Organism: Lolium perenne
Lineage: Eukaryota; Viridiplantae; Streptophyta; Magnoliopsida; Poales; Poaceae
Product: protein SPIRAL1-like 4
Biological process (GO): cortical microtubule organization
Cellular component (GO): cortical microtubule, transverse to long axis
Source: RefSeq, a predicted model, not a curated record
AGAGAGGAGAACACAACUUCAGGAAAGAUCGACAAAAGAUGAGUAGAGCAGGGAGCAGCGGGGGUGGCCGGAGCUCCCUGGGCUACCUGUUUGAGCCGGAGGAGAUGUUCCCAAUCCACAGGAUCAAAUUAUCCAGCCAACAAGCCACUGAGAAGCCCUCGGAAGACAGUAUCGUCCUGCAGGACGACAAGGUGACUACCGGCGAUGAAGCGGAACUAGAGCCGCCGUAUAAUGCUCCUCCGAAGAGAGAAGAAGACUCGAACCCGAUAGUAUCCCACAGGCCCGCGUCGAUCAUCUACCACACCAACCAUUCAGGCAGCAACUCCGGGCUUCUGAUCACUGACCGGCCGUCGACGAGGGUGCGGUGUGCACCUGGAGGGGCGUCGUCACUUGGAUUUCUCUUCUCUUCGGAGACGAACGCAACUGACGACAAAUAAUACAGCGCGCUUUCCCCCAAUCAACAAGAGUUUAUGAUGUGCUUUUACUAAAUGAGCAAGUGAAAGGGUGAUCUAAUUUAUGUAUCUCGUCCGCUGGUGUUUGCAUGGCCGAUAUAUAUAUAUACGUGUAUAUGUUGCUUGGUCGGUAUGUAGCACAUCUAAUAUUUACAUUUCAACAUUUCAGUAUCGCGCGCAUGGAGCGUUUGCGGCAUAUUUGUUGUAAAUUAUUGUUAUUGAGAACUUAAGUUAUAUUGGGUUUAAGUUAAUUAAC